This is a messenger RNA of Myxozyma melibiosi, 337 nucleotides long. RefSeq lists its product as uncharacterized. Lineage: Eukaryota; Fungi; Ascomycota; Lipomycetes; Lipomycetales; Lipomycetaceae. The transcript is spliced from 2 exons. The coding region runs from base 14 to 268 and encodes 84 amino acids. Gene Ontology annotation, cellular component: mitochondrion. Gene Ontology annotation, biological process: mitochondrial respiratory chain complex IV assembly. The record is from RefSeq and is a predicted model, not a curated record.
CAACAAAGACAAGAUGUCCACCGCUUCGAAAAUCACACUCGGAACUGUGUCUGUACUGACCGCCGGCAUCAUCUACGGCGUGCACUACAUUCAGAAGGCAGAAGAAUACACUAUGUACCAAGGUGUGGUUUACGAUCAAGAGCGCCGACGCAUCAAAGAAGAGCGUAUGGCGGAAUUGAAAAUGCAGCAGGCUUUGCAGAAGGAGUAUGAGGCCGUUCAACCGGUUGAUCGUACCCCGAAGCCAUCUUCUGAAGAGAAGAGAAAUUGAUUUCGUCGGUGCAGAAUUAUUUCAUUGCUCAGGAGUACAUUUCUUUUUGUUUAUGGUUAGGAUUAAAGG